AACAAAAUGAGAGAAAUAUAUAGGUGGUGGGGGGUGGGGAACCCCUUUUUCUAUUCCAGCCCUUGCCCUUCACAAGUUUGCACACGGGCCUGAUACAGAAUGGCCGCUCCAAUGAUGACAAGAAGACACCCUGCCUGUUUACAUGUUACAUGUCACACAUGGCCUGCUCUGCCCCUCCCCCGUCCGGACUUUUCUCAACUCGCUGCCAAAAUAUGUGAAAGUCAACCCGAGCCCUUGUUAUUUAAAACUGGACACCGUCAUGGCAGGAGCAGCGAGCAGCUCCACUGAACUCAGCGAGGAUCCACCGCGCUAUCCGUGAAAACAACGCCGCCGUGGAGGAACUCGAGUUCCGGGAGACUCUUUGUUUUUCGUCCUGCCCGUCGAGCCUCACAUGUCGCUCCCGGUGGUGUUGCCGGGGUCUUGCUGUCCGGUUAUCGGGGCUUCGCAACUCGCUGAGCCGUCUUACCGAAACCGACCCCGUGGCUUGUCAGCCUCUUCGCGGACUGCCAGCAGCGGCUCUCGACUGCUGCUACCCGGGCGGCCGCUGCUCUCGCUGGGCUUGUUGCAGUUGCUGCUCGGCGGCUCCAUGGUGGCGCUGUGCUUUGGAGCUCUGUCCCUCAGCAACUCACCCCCAAUCCGAAACUCGUGUCCCUUCUGGGCAGGUUCCUCGGUCAUACUCUCAGGCAUUGUGGGCCUCACAACAUGGAGAAGGCCCAUGCUGUUACUGGUCAAUGUGUUUGUCCUGCUGUCUGUGGUGUGUGUGCUCCUUAAUCUGGCUGGAUUCAUCCUGUGCUGCCAGGGCGCCCAGCUGGUUUCCAGUAUGACCAGCUGCCAUCUGAGUGAGGCUGGAGAUGUGUGUUACUGCUGCUCCCUCUCGUCCAGCUCCAGAUGUCCCGAGGAGAAGCUGCUGGAGCUCCACCCGGCCCACUCCUGCAGCACCAUGAGGAUCCUGCUCAAGAAAGUGUUGUUUGCGCUGUGUGCUCUGAACGCUCUGACCACGGCUGUGUGCCUUAUGGCUGCCGCCCUGAGAUACCUGCAGAUCUUCACCGCCAGAACACCGUUCAUGGACGAGCACAGGGCAACAGUUGAAGAAAGGGAGGAGCCGGCUCAGGUCCCAGACCCAGAUGAGUUUGUGGCCCCGGCCCCGCCCCCCUCCUACUUCUCCACUUUCUACUCAUACACCCCCCGCCUGGCUCGCCGGAUCCUCGGGGACAGCGUGAUCCCUCUCCCUCAUAUCUAUGGGGCCCGGAUCAAAGGGGUGGAGGUCUUCUGUCCUUUAGACCCCCCACCUCCAUAUGAGGUUGUUGCUGGAAGCUCCACCAAUGCAGUCACACAGGAGCCAGAGAUCGCUCUGACAGAGUUGCCUAUCAACCCAACUACCUCGGCACCAGGAGCCUCUGUUGGAGACAGGAGUCCCCAAAUGGUAUCGGCAUCACCGGGCCACUUUCCGCAAGCCAAGCCCCAGCUCCAGUCUCCUCUUCCUCCUCCUUCUCCUUCUCCUCCUCCUCCACAGCCCCCUUCUCCCGCACCUCCCCCCUCUCCAGCUUCGCCCCCCUGGAGGAGAGCAAGGAUCCAUCGCUCCACCAGCGACCCGGUGUUGAUGGACCUUGCUGACAAAGCGCUGAGCAGCAGCGAUGCUCCCCAGACCACAGACUCCUCCACCCAGACGUCCCAGCCCGCGCUGGCUGUCUGCGCCCAGGGCCAGGUCACACUGCGACGGGGCAACGGCGACAGGAGGACCCCCCGCCGGCCACGGCCCUCCUCCAUGGUGGACUACCAGAGCUACCGACACACACAGCAGCUGGUCAGGAAGAUCCUGGAGCAGCCGGCGGCGCAGGGCCUGGCCCCCGAGGUCCAGGAGCUGGUGGACAGCAUCCGGAGUGUCCUGCAGUCAGACCAGGAGCACAUGGAGGAGGCUGUACGCUGCGCCAGUUACAUAGAACAGGUGUUCACUGACUCCCAGAUGGGUCCCGGUCAGCCUAAACCUCCCCAGCAGCCAUCAAACAGUUCCUCCCAGACUUUCCCACGCCCCCCACGGAGAAGGCCUGGCCUGCUGCACCUGCAGAGCUGCGGGGACCUCAGCUCCUUCACCUGUCCUACACUCGAGUCCCUGGAACCUCAAGGCAACAGUAGAAAAGUGGUGUCGAGGACAGGGUCCCGCCCAGAUCAUCCCGAACGCCCCCACAGUCUGAUCGGAGUCUUUAGAGAGACGGACUGGAUGAUUGUCCUGAGGUCUGAGGGUUUCCCAUCGUAACUGAUGGUGCACACUGGAGGAGGGACAUUGAAAACCUACCUACCUACCGUCCUUUGUGGAAUGGGAAAUGUGAAGUUUCUGGCAAACAACGAGGGCGAGCUCUCCACCUGGGAUUAUGCAGCUGCUUCACUGUGGACUGUGGACUGCAUUCUCUCUGAUCCAUAUUUGAGGAGGAAGCCAGAGCUCCAACAGUAGCUCUUUGCUGUAGCUGUGACUAUGGUUUUAGUUAUGGUUAUGGCUGCGGUUGUUCAUAAGGCUUUGACCACAGCUACAGGAAUAGCCAGAAUUAUAGCAUUUGCCAUUAAUAAAGCUAGAGUUGCAUAGCUGUAACCACCGCCGUAGCUACGCUAACAACCCCAGCCCUUUGCGUCAACCACAUCUGUAGCCAUACCAACACAUUUGGUAUUUUGGUGGCCAAGCCCUUUUCAAUGGCUCGGGAAGUAACCAAAUCCUGGAACAGCGUUACAUAAUUACGAUACAGAAAUAAGCUAGGUGUUAUAUUGAUUCUUUGGACAACGAUAUGAGUUUGCUGAUAUCUUAAAGUCUGGCAAGAUACGAUUUUGAUUUGAUUCAAUUCAGGUGCCUUCGAUCGAUAUGAGACGAUAUCAUACUUUUUUAAGAUUAUUUUUUGGGCAUUUAUUUUUGACAGGACAGAUGAAGACACAAAAUGGGA
Messenger RNA from Perca flavescens (yellow perch), 2927 nucleotides. RefSeq names its product family with sequence similarity 189 member A2 (gene entrep1). Gene Ontology annotation, cellular component: membrane. Bases 392 to 2254 code for a protein of 620 amino acids. The transcript has 13 exons. NCBI's taxonomy places the organism in Eukaryota, Metazoa, Chordata, Actinopteri, Perciformes, Percidae. The record is from RefSeq and is a predicted model, not a curated record.